Etheostoma cragini (Arkansas darter) is the source of this 1194-nucleotide messenger RNA. Its product is annotated as adhesion G-protein coupled receptor G4-like. Bases 1 to 1116 code for a protein of 371 amino acids. The transcript is spliced from 9 exons. The record is from RefSeq and is a predicted model, not a curated record. Lineage: Eukaryota; Metazoa; Chordata; Actinopteri; Perciformes; Percidae.
AUGACUUUGCUUCAAAAAUUCCUGAAUGUGUUCAUCACUCUGUCUCUGCUGAUCAGCCCCACCACUAUGGAGCAAGUCCCUCAGCUCAGUCUAUGGGGGGAGGUGGCUGACUUCACCGUUGGGUGCAGCCACUGGACACUUAAACCUCAAGUCUCAAUCCCCGCCCUGCAAGAGCUCACAGUCUGCUUCAACCUCAAGUUCAAGUUCCAGGCCACCUCACCAUGGACCGCCUUCAUGUACAGUCAUCCAGAGGCUCGGUAUACGGAGUUGGGUUUAGGGGGAAAGUGGGGUCAUUUAGUUGUCUGGCUGUUUGGAACUGAGUGGACUUCACCUAAGAUCACCCUUCACCAGUCACAGUGGUACUCACUGUGUCUGACCUGGACACAUACUAAAGACAGACCGUCCCUAUAUAUCGAUGGCAACCUGGUGGACAUCCUGGCAGAGACACCUCCUUCCAUAACCUCCUGCAGCAAACUGGCCCCAAACGGAACGCUUACUCUGGGUGCAACACACCGCCUUGUCAAUGGGGAUAUUGAGAUUAUUCCAUUUCCCAAUCCGGUGGGCAAAUUAUCUCUGUUUCGGCUAUGGGGGCGAGAACGCAGCAUACAGGAAGUGACAUCACUGAAAUGUACAGAGGGGAACCUGGUGAAGUGGGACAGAGACAACUGGGACACUCAGAUCUGUGCUCCGCUGCCUGACUCCAACCUGAAGUGUGAAUGGUCCAUUUAUGAAGUGAGACUGAUGUUUGCCAUUUUCCGUUCCGAUGGGAACAACACCGAGCUCUACACGGCCAGAGACAUCGCACAUAACUGGCUCAGAAAGGUUCUGCCGAACAGCAUCUAUUUACACAGAGUGUCUGUGUUUGAAGUAACCAGAUCCAGUAAAGAAGACAGCCUUGUAAAAACAUCACAUGAAGACAGGCUGGUGCGGUGGUCUCCCCCUUAUAACAGGUUUGAUGCCCUGGUUCAUGUCAAUGUUAUCCCCAGCGUGGAUGUGGCAGCUGUGCAGAUUGAGAUGUACAAGGACCUAAAGGAUGCAUACCCUGACCCGAGUGGUCAGUUACAGCUGCUGGCUGAUGUGGACAGCAUACACACCACCCCUGUUGGUAGGAAAUAGUUUUCACCAUGUGUUAUGUGCUGUUUGCAGAAAACAAAAGUUAGUUACACAAUGAUCUGUGCUGUUUAUAGAAAGUUU